GCUGAACUUGUGCAAUUACCUUGUAGGUGAAAUGGCGACGAUGUAUCCGGUUUCCGGAUCUUUCACAAUUUUCUGUCAGCGAUUUGUAGACACUUCCUUUGGAGGAACUAUUGGAUAUAACUACUGGGCAUGUUGGAGUGUGAUAGUAAGCGCCGAGUUGACUGCUAUUCCCAUUGUUAUGCAGUAUUGGACGGACAAGGUUCCAUCAUGGGCAUGGUCUGGAAUUUGGCUAAUUGUCAUCUUUUGCCUCAACCUAUACGGCGCAAGGUCAUACGCUGAAGCAGAAUAUUGGUUUGCAGUGAUUAAAAUUAUUGCUGUUUUGAUUUUUAUCAUUGUUGGUUGCUUCACUUCAGGUGGUGUGAUUGGUGGCACCGUUUACGGAUUUAAAUAUUGGGUAGAUCCCGGUGCAUUCUCCCAUGGCGUUCUAGGUGUCCUAAAUGCAUUUGUGUUGGCUUCCUUCAGUAUGCAAGGCACAGAAAUUGUUGGUAUCACUGCUGGUGAAUCUGAACACCCAACAAAAGAUAUACCUCGUGCAAUUAGAAAUGUAUUCUGGCGAUUGCUCAUUUUUUAUCUUGGUUCAGUUUUUGUUAUGGGCAUGGUUCUUCCCUGGAAUAUGCCUGACCUGUUGUCAAAGAGCUCUAACGUUACAGUGUCUCCUUUCACCUUGGUCUUCACUGCUGCUGGCCUUGGCGGAGUAUCGCACGUCAUGAAUGCAGUCAUCCUUAUUACCGUCAUGAGCUGCGGUAACAGCGGUAUGUACGUUGCAACAAGAACCUUGUGUGCCUUAUCCAAGGAAGGCUAUGCACAUCGAAAACUUGGACAAGUUAAUAAGCGAGGUGUCCCUAUAUACGCAUUAAUAUGCACUACUUUGGUCAGUCUUGUCACAUUUGCAACUUCUUUCAUUCCUGGAAAAGCACUUUUUUUGGUCUUGACUGAUCUGAGCGGUGUAGCUGGAUUUGUCACUUGGUUUGGAAUCGCAUUCUCGAGAUGGAGGUUUAGACGAGCAUGGAAGCUACAAGGAAAAGACACUUCCGAACUAUUAUAUCAUGCGCCUGGGCAUCCUUGGGGAGAUUUGUUUGCAAUGAUUGCUUGCCCCGUUGUCGCUCUGAUUGCCGGUUAUUCUUACUUUAGUCCUGCAGAUCCCGUUGGUCUCAUUGGUAAUUAUGCUGGCCUUGUAUGUGUAGCCAUUGGCUAUUGUAUUACCAAAUUAUGGACCAAAAGUAAGAUGAUCCCGCUUCGCGAGAUAGACCUUGACGCUGGCCGCGACUUGGACAUGGAACAGCGUUGGAGGGAAGAAUUAGACGAAAAGGAAAAGGACGAUACUCGUGGAAUUAAGAAGUAUUAUAGGCAAGCCAUUGCCAUCUUUACAUAAUCGAAUUUAUAUAUAAUUGGUACCUUUCAUUAAAUAUCACUUUUUUUACAACGAAUAAACUGUAGGGACGUUUUGUUCGAUCCACUUGCAACGCGAA
Messenger RNA from Umbelopsis ramanniana AG, 1469 nucleotides. RefSeq lists its product as uncharacterized. Lineage: Eukaryota; Fungi; Mucoromycota; Umbelopsidomycetes; Umbelopsidales; Umbelopsidaceae. The record is from RefSeq and is a predicted model, not a curated record. Gene Ontology annotation, molecular function: amino acid transmembrane transporter activity. Gene Ontology annotation, biological process: amino acid transmembrane transport. Bases 32 to 1372 code for a protein of 446 amino acids. Gene Ontology annotation, cellular component: membrane. The transcript is spliced from 7 exons.